Molecule: messenger RNA, 1050 nt
Organism: Punctularia strigosozonata HHB-11173 SS5
Lineage: Eukaryota; Fungi; Basidiomycota; Agaricomycetes; Corticiales; Punctulariaceae
Exons: 4
Coding region: 1-1050 (349 amino acids)
Source: RefSeq, a predicted model, not a curated record
AUGAUUGGAUUCUUUUUUUCACGACCGAAGCCAGCAAAGAAGGUCACGGUUCGGUCGGGCAAUGCAAGACGUAGCCGCCAGUCUGGUGGCAUGCUUCCAGCAGAACCUGUAGUAGAAGAGGUCAUCGUCGAGGAUGGCGAGGAUGUAAAUGAAGUUGACCUUGCGGCUGACGAUCCGGAUGCAUCCAAUCCAGGAGGCAAUGAUCCAAGCAAAGCUGCGCAUGAUGCACAGGUUGUUCGUAGUGUUCACGAACAGGCCAUCCGUGACUGCUCGAUACUGUACGGCAUCGAUCUCACUCCAGAGACCAGAAAGGAGGCCUUAGGCGUCUUCCCAAAGGUUGCAGGUCUUGCACGUCGCGUUCACGAUUCGGCGACUCUCUUCGAGAAGUUCAACCGGCUUGUAGCCGCUGAUCCAGCCAUGUUGGGCCAGAAGCGUACGUUGGACCGCCGUGUUGCGACGCGCUGGAACUCUGAGCUCGCCUGCCUGUCCGCCCACAUCCACUUCAAGAAGCAAGUCAAGCAGCUGACGAAUGAUGAUGAGAAUGCACUUGAUGCAUAUGCUCUCUCGCCCUCGCAAUGGAAGCUUGCUGAAGAUCUUGUCAGUGUUCUGGAGAUAUUCGAUACACCAACCAAGUUGUUCUCCAAAAAUGAGGUUCCGCUCAUUUGCGAGACAAUCCCGAUGCUUGAAACGUUCGAGGCUCAACUGGUGGCCGUUUGUGAUCAGAAACAUGCACAGCUUCCUCCGAUCAUCCGGGUUGCGGCGCAAGCUUCUCUUCUCGUGGUGGGCAAGUACUACGCCCUCAGUGAUGAUAACGAGAUCUACCGUAUUGCAAUGGUUCUCUGCCCAUGGAGGAAGCUGCAAUGGUUUGCUGUUCGCCAGUGGUCUGCUGAAGAUAUCAGCACAGUCAAGGCCAUCACGAUACGCACCUUCAGAGAGAUCUAUGCGGGCGACUCGAACAACACCGAAGCUGUUGGUGCCAGCUCAACGGCUAUUGCCGCACCGCUCAAACGCCAGGUGAGUGUCCAAGUAUACACCCGAUCCUUCGUCUGA